Messenger RNA from Paramecium tetraurelia, 354 nucleotides. RefSeq lists its product as uncharacterized. The transcript is spliced from 4 exons. The record is from RefSeq and is a predicted model, not a curated record. Lineage: Eukaryota; Ciliophora; Oligohymenophorea; Peniculida; Parameciidae.
AUGGUGUACGGUCGUCUCAUCUACAACAAUGUUAAGGAUUACACUCCUCAAUGGUUCAAGACUAUACCCUACUAAUAAACAGUAAAGCCUUCCUUCGUAAGAAAACCCUAGGUAGUGUCUCGUUUGAAUAGUGAUCCAAAAGUGAAGGCCCUCUGGAGAUUUCUAGGUAGAAAUGUGGCUGACAAUCCUUGGGCUUGGUAGAUUUACAUUUUUGCAAAUUCCUUUGUGAUUUUUGGCCUUUGUUAUUAUCCAUGGCUUUGGGUUUACUAAUUCAACAAUAAGAAGAGAACUAUUGAUUAUGCCUUACAAUAAGAGAAAGAUUGGAAAGCCAAAUAAGCAGCAGCAGAAGAAUGA